CAUCCAGCCAGCCCAGUCCAGAGAGCUGCACUAGUCCUGAGACCUCACCUCAGAGAAGUAGUCCAGCCACAACCACACACUCGCACACACUCAACCACACACUCAACCACACACCCUGAAAGAGCUCCAGGAUCUUCUGCAAGGGCCAGUCGGUUUUGCCCUCCUACUUAUUGAGCAGCCAUCCUACACCUGCUUAUCUCGUUACUUUCCGCCUUUCGCAAGACUUCCUUCCUGAGGGCUCCUGCAGACCACGAUUUGGGAACCAGGAGCGUGUACGUCAGAGGUGCUGCAGUAUUGGAGAUCCUGAGCCGGGCAGACGCUGUUGAUGAUGAUGAUGAUGAUGAUGGGUCGCUCAAACAGCACCCUGGGGUCCCUCUUCCUCCUUGCGGUCAUCGUCGUCGGGAUAUGUUCGGCGGGAGCGCCCAUCAGGAGUAGAGUGAGACGGCAGAACAUGAAGGUGCGUAUCAACGCCACGGGGGACACCAUCAUCAUGAAGUUCCUGCGGCCCAACGCUGACACCAAGCUGGAGGGUUACAUCCUGGGCUACGGCGGCAGCAUGUUCUCCAAGCAGUUCAUCCAGCUGCCGGAGAACGGACAGCCGUACGAGACGGAGAUGGAUGCUGAGCCCAAGUACCUCAUCGCUGUCCAGCCUAUUCCACUCAAUGACGUGAAGAAACAGUGCACAGGCAAGGUACAAGUGGAGAAGCCACUGCAUCUGGUCAUUGGCUCAGUGACCCCAACGUCAGUGCUCCUGUCCUGGGGAACUCUGCUGAAGACCCCCUACGAGGGCAACAUCAUGAAUGACUGUCUGGAAGAGGGGCAUUACACGGUGCGUUAUCGUGAGAGACACAGGAAGUGGAACUACCAAACCUGCCCCACCAGCGACACAGUCAUCGAUAACCUCAAACCCAACACAGCCUAUGAGUUUGGUGUGCAACCCAAUGGGCCCGAUCGGCCCGGAACGUGGAGCAAGCCAGUCAUCCACAACACCAACAUUGGAGACAAACCUAUCCAGAAACCCUACAAACCCCGUCAAGUGAAGCCUACGCAGAAACCUUUCGCCGGAGGCCCACGCGCCUUCCCCUUCCCGCCUCGCCCUGUUCUUCAUAACAGGACCCAGGGCAGGCUGCCUGUCCCCCGGAAAUUAGGCCCAAAAGCAACCCUUGCUCCGACCCACGCCACUAGACAGAAUUCUCUGUCUAACCCCGGAACCACAAACCCUCUGCUCAAACUGCUCAUGGGUACCGGCUUCAAGAAACCCUCAACUGGCGCCGUACCUCGCACCACCACCACCACCACCUCCACCACCACUACCACCACCUCUGCCCCCACCACCACCUCCACCACCACCUUCACCACCACCACCACCGCCGCCACCACCACCAAAAGCCCUACCACGCGUGUCACCCCGGCAGCCCGAAACACCGGCCAGUCUCGUGGCAGGGUGGCAGCUAACCCCGCCUCCCCUCUAGAUCCCCGCAGGCCAACCAGGGUGUCCAACUCCACCCACCGCUUCAACGUGCCCGGGGCCUCCGGGGAGCGUCACAAGGGCCAUGCUAUCCCCAAGCCCUUGCUGUGGCCCAGAGAUAAACUGGGCUCCCCUCCGAUUCUGCACCCCUCUCUUCCUGUCAGCAAGAGACCAAACCUGGUGGGGAAACCCAGUGACCACCAUGAUAAACCCAUGGAUCUCAAGCAGGGCGAGAAGGAGUCCAUCCUAAAGCAUUUCCCCCUGGUGACGGCCAAGCCCAAACAAGAGCGCAAAACCACAACCACCUCUUCUCCAGCAUCUAAUGUCACCCGGUUUGAUAUCUCAGAGAACUCCACCAUAUUCCGCUCCCAGCCUGCGUCGGACGUCGACGCCAUGGGCAAGAAGCGCUUCGUGGCCCCCCAUGUGGUCUACAAGACGGACAAGAAGCCGGACGAGCCCUGCUCUAUCACCAACUCCCUCACCUUCUUCCCCGACGAGGAAGCGGGCGAGCAGAACGCCACGGCGGCCCCCCGCCUGCCCCCCACCAACCUCACGGUGGUGACGGUGGAGGGCUGCCCGUCCUUUGUCAUCCUCGACUGGGAGAAGUCGGACAACGCAACCAGGGAGUACAAGGUGAUCUCCACGACUAAAGGUCCCCAUGGGGAAGAGGUGUCCAUACUGACGACCAACCAGACACACACGGCCGUGGAGAACCUCAAGCCGGAGAGCAGUUAUGAAUUCACCGUGUUGCCAAAUAAUGAGCAUGGAUCUGGACCGCCCAGUGAGCCUCUUCGUUUUGAAACAGAGUCAGCCGACCCCAGGGUCAGCGAGAACGUCUCAGGGAAAGACGCCAUCUGGACUCAGUUCCCGUUCAAAGCCGACGCAUACUCAGAGUGCAAUGGAAAACAGUACGUGAAGAGGACCUGGUACCGCAAGUUUGUGGGCAUCCAGCUCUGCAACUCGCUGAGAUAUAAAAUCUACCUGAGCGACUCACUCAAUGGGAAGUUCUACAACAUCGGAGACCAGACUGGACACGGUGAAGACCACUGUCAGUUCGUAGACUCCUUCCUGGAUGGGCGUACCGGCUCACAGCUAAUGGCUGACCAGCUGCCCAGCAAAUCAGGUUUCUACCGAGCCAUGCGCCAGGAACCUGUCCACUUUGGCGAGAUCGGCGGGAACUCUCACUCCACCUACGUAGGGUGGUACGAGUGCGGAACGCCCAUUCCUGGAAAGUGGUAAAUUCAACGCAAGGGGGACACCUUUAAUUUCUCCUGAAAGCUACCUGGAAGUUAGGAUCACAUCACCGACAGAGAGAGGGAAGAGGGAAGGGGGGGGGGGGGGAUGGAGAAAAAUAACAAAAGAGUGGCUUUAGUCAACGCACCGGUUCACACAGAGGGUGGUGGGCCGCGCUUUCUGGUUGCCAUGGACACCCCGGCUAUUGUUGGUUGCGUCUGCUUAAAGCGGAGCCACUCUCCGGUGUGUUGACGUGUACAGGAACAUUCAGUGUGGCGGGAGUCUGUCUGGUCCGCACGGCCCUUCAUUUCACUAUUUAUCAAACAUGAUGUCAGGCUAUGAGAGGAAACUUCUAGAGUUUCCAAGUGAAUAUUAAAAUAUGAUCUGAGAGAGAAUGUUGGGAAGCUGGCUCCCAUAAUGUAGUUUGUAUAAUAUAAUUUAUCAAAUAAUUAACGUUAAGUGUAUCAUCGUGCUGCCUUUUGAGACGAGACAAACAAAAAACUGUUCAGCCGUACAUGCAUGACAUUUUUGUACACACACAAAAAUGUUGUCAUUGAUUGAUGUGCAUUUAAAGAGAACCUAAUGUACUCAGGCCUGUAUUAUAUUCCACAAAACCUUCUGCUGGCCCUAAGGGAGUAUUAGCAUUUGCAGUUUGCACUGUUGUUCAUUUGUGUAUAUGGUGAAGUAAUGGCAGUGUUCAGAAUCAAGUGUGAAUUUCAGGUCUUCCAUGUCCUUGCUGCAAACAAAUUGUAUUAAUUUUAAGAAACGAUGUUCCGUGGGGUCCAAAUACAAUGUAUUUUUUUAAGUUUUCUACCAAUGUACGCAACCAAUAUUACAUUAUUUGUUUGUACCAUUUAAUGAUUUGAAAUAGUGUACAUACAUCUUUGGAUUGAGGGGUAUUAAAAUAAAUUGUUUUGCCUACAAUAAUAACAAAUCUGUUUGUGGAAUUUGUUUUUUCUUACGUUCAUUACAAAAAAUAAAAAGAUAU
Messenger RNA from Gadus chalcogrammus (walleye pollock), 3689 nucleotides. RefSeq names its product target of Nesh-SH3 (gene abi3bpa). The transcript has 21 exons. The record is from RefSeq and is a predicted model, not a curated record. Gene Ontology annotation, molecular function: protein binding. Gene Ontology annotation, biological process: extracellular matrix organization; positive regulation of cell-substrate adhesion. The coding region runs from base 326 to 2707 and encodes 793 amino acids. Lineage: Eukaryota; Metazoa; Chordata; Actinopteri; Gadiformes; Gadidae.